Messenger RNA from Morchella importuna, 282 nucleotides. RefSeq lists its product as uncharacterized. Bases 1 to 282 code for a protein of 93 amino acids. Gene Ontology annotation, cellular component: dolichol-phosphate-mannose synthase complex; endoplasmic reticulum membrane. Gene Ontology annotation, molecular function: enzyme regulator activity. The transcript has 3 exons. The record is from RefSeq and is a predicted model, not a curated record. NCBI's taxonomy places the organism in Eukaryota, Fungi, Ascomycota, Pezizomycetes, Pezizales, Morchellaceae. Gene Ontology annotation, biological process: GPI anchor biosynthetic process.
AUGCUCGCCAAGCUUACCGGCCUGAUGAUGCUCCUUAUCGCAUCCGCUGUUUUCCUGUACUAUACUGUCUGGACUUUAUUUAUUCCAUUCGUUGACGAGGGUCACCCACUCCAUGACCUCUUUCCCCCACGCGUCUGGGCUAUUCGCAUUCCAGUGAUCCUAAUCCUUAUUGGAAUUGCUGUAGUUGGCAGUUUCUUGAGCGUUGUUAUGAUCAGGAGUGGGAGGAAGAAGGCUGCGAAGGAGAAGGCAAAGGCUGCAGUUCAAGGGAAGAAGAAGAACUAG